UCAGCAGUUUCCGGUACGUGGACAGCGAGUCUUUUUCCGGUGAGAGUCCAAACACGCAGACAUGCCUCUCGCAAAGGAUCUUUUGCACCCAAGUCCCGACCUGGAGAAGAGGAGACACAAGAAAAAACGUCUUGUUCAGAGUCCUAACUCCUAUUUCAUGGAUGUCAAAUGUCCAGGUUGCUACAAGAUCACCACAGUCUUCAGUCAUGCUCAGACGGUAGUUCUGUGUGUCGGCUGCUCCACGGUCCUGUGUCAGCCGACAGGAGGGAAAGCUCGCCUGACAGAAGGCUGCUCAUUCAGGAGGAAACAGCACUAACCUGAUCAGAUGUGAUUUGACACCCUUGAGGAGAAGAGUAAGAACUUGAUGGACAUCAAGUGACGCUGCCAUAGAACUGAUGCAGGGGAUGACACAGAGAGCUGGAAUAUAAAUCAUGUAAUAUAAGAGGUUGUCUAUAUACAUAAUGUGCAGAGAAAUGCCUGGCCUUGUUGAGACACCACCACCAUUUUCCAAAAUUCAUUCUUCUGUCUAAAUAAACUUUUUUUGGGAUAAAUAAUCUCUUUAGGUAUUUUGCAAUCGCUCAUUUAGCUGGUAAAAUACAUCUUUUGUCUCCUGACAGCCCCUUUCAAGUGACAUGAUGCAUACGGGGUUUCUGUUUAUCUUGCAUUUGUUUGCAUUACACCCUUUACUGACAAACCUGCCUUUACAGGAAGAUGUGGUCAAAGAUGAGGCCCAGCACUAGAGAUGUAUGUAAAUAUCCUCUGGAGAGCCAGUUCUAGAAAAGGAGACAAACUGUGGCUACAUCUCAAGAAAGGUGACUUUAAUGCAGAGUUUUGCUGUGUAAAAAGGGCACUCUGCAUGAAUAUUAAUUGAUAUGUUGAUUUUUUCUGUGUUAAUCCCACAGUGAUGUCAGUGGUAUCUGUGCAGGGUUCCCUCAGUCUGAAUGAGGGUUGAUUCAGGGAAGGUUGCAUUGCUUGCUCUGCUUUUUAAAAAAAAACAAAAAAAAAAAAAAA
Molecule: messenger RNA, 1011 nt
Organism: Archocentrus centrarchus (flier cichlid)
Lineage: Eukaryota; Metazoa; Chordata; Actinopteri; Cichliformes; Cichlidae
Gene: rps27.2
Product: ribosomal protein S27, isoform 2
Exons: 4
Coding region: 62-316 (84 amino acids)
Biological process (GO): translation
Cellular component (GO): ribosome
Molecular function (GO): structural constituent of ribosome
Source: RefSeq, a predicted model, not a curated record